Molecule: messenger RNA, 1202 nt
Organism: Coniophora puteana RWD-64-598 SS2
Lineage: Eukaryota; Fungi; Basidiomycota; Agaricomycetes; Boletales; Coniophoraceae
Product: P-loop containing nucleoside triphosphate hydrolase protein
Exons: 7
Coding region: 36-878 (280 amino acids)
Molecular function (GO): ATP hydrolysis activity; ATP binding
Source: RefSeq, a predicted model, not a curated record
CCACCUCUCCUUUCCCUCCCCCUCACUCUUUGGCCAUGGCCCAUACAAUCGCUGUACAAAACCUCACAUACCAUCACGUCCCCGCUGCAGAGCCUUCUCUCAACGACAUAUCCCUUCAUCUCCCCCCAGGAUCACGCACCAUCCUUGUUGGAGCCAACGGAGCGGGAAAAUCCACCCUCUUACAAAUCCUCGCAGGAAAGCGUCUUGUCAAUGGCGCCGACAUCCGCAUCAAAGGCAGAGAUGUCUUUAGAGACUCUCCACCCGGCGUUACUUUCCUAGGCACAGAAUGGGCAAUGAACCCCGUUGUCCGUAGUGAUAUCAAAGUCUCCGUCUUCCUCGACUCUGUCGGAGGAUACCGCUACAAGGAUCGUAGAGACCAGCUCCUCGAUAUUUUGGACGUCGAUUUGGAUUGGCGCAUGCAUAUGAUCUCCGAUGGCGAGCGUCGUCGCGUCCAGCUUUGUAUGGGCCUCAUGGCACCCUGGGACGUCCUCCUUCUCGACGAGGUCACCGUAGAUCUCGAUGUCCUCGUCCGGGAUGAACUCCUCACCUUUCUGCAAAACGAUAGCAUCACACGCGGCGCCACUAUCCUUUACGCCACUCACAUCUUUGAUGGCCUGAAUACCUUCCCCACCCACAUCGCGCAUAUGCGCUUUGGCUCUUUCGUCACUGAACCCACGGUCUGGCCUUCGGGCUUCUUCAACACCGUAUCUACCCCUCCGCCAGGCGCGCUAUACAGUACCGCGUUGCAAUGGCUGAAAGAGGAUCGUGACUAUCGGCGGGGGCUCGAGACGGCCGGUCGUAGGGCGAGAGGUGCCCGCAAGGGUGAGGUACCUACGGAUUCGGAGACCUUUUAUAAAAAGUACGACUAUGGUCACUAAGGCAAAGCGCCUUCGGGAAGGCAUGUUAUACCCUGCAUUCAUCUGCUGUGGUUACCUAGCAUCUGUUUCAACACCCUCAUUAUGACAUCCGCAUUCGUCCGCACAACACGCUUUUAGCACCUCAUCUUGCAAUUGUCUCAACACAUCCAGCAUCGUUUCAACACCACUGUAGCAUAACUUGUUAUCUUAACAUAGCAUCGUCGCCAUACUUACCGCAAACUUACCGCGUAUCACUCUUGUUCAACCAGUUUUAUCCUUUUUUGUUGUUGUCGAAUGACGGGUUUCCGGAAUCCCUGUUCAUCGCAAAGUUCAUCGCUACAUUCA